AUGGCGGAAUCGAAACUGAACAUCAUCAUUGUUGGCUCUGGACUUGCGGGCCUCGGCGCGGCGACAGCCACUGGCGGCCAAGGCAUUUGCCUAUUCUCCAACUGUGUCAAGAUCCUUCAGUCCAUGGGCCUCGACGCUGAUCGCAGUGGCGGCGUCCCCUGCCACGACUAUCGUCUAUUCGACAAGGCUGGCAAGCGGCUUAAGGAUUUCCCCAUUGACUUUAAAGGCCGCUAUGGAGUUGACACUUUGACUAUGAAGCGGUCUUACUUCCGAGAGGAGUUGCUCAUGCUGGCAACUGCGCCGCCUGCGGAUGGUAUCAAGGGAGAGCCUGUCCGCAUGGUCUUCAACACUGCUGUUGCUGAGGUUAAUCCCGAGGCAGCUUCUGCCACGCUGCACGACGGGUCAGUCGUAAGAGGCGAUGCCGUUAUCAUCGCGGAUGGCGUUCACUCACGUCUCCGUAAACGAAUCACCGGAGACGAGACCCAUCGAGCCAAGAAGAAUGGCGACACUUGCUACCGGAUUGCCAGCUCCUUUGCCAAGCUCAAGGAAGCUCUCGGCUACCUGCCCGAGUGGUGGGAUCCCGAGACGGCCGACAGUCGUAUCAGCGCCCUGCAGACGUUGGACGACAUGAACCGCCUUGUUGCUGAAGAGUCUUGGUAUGCAAAUGGUGAUCGCAAGGAGCUGAUUAGCACGUUUGCCGACUUUUACGAGCUCAUCCGAAAGAUACUCAGAGAGCUGACGGCCAUAGCAUUGCCAAAGAGGUCAAGGUUUGGGACCUUCAGGACAUGGGUCCUCUCCCAAACUGAUACAGAGGACGUGCCAUCUAUCCGUUUGUUGCUUCCAGGCAUGGACGAGGAUGAUAUCAAAUCGGUGCUCUCCAAGAUCGACGCAGUUCGGCGACCACGUGCGGCAAAAGUGCUGCAGGACACUCGUCUCCAGGCUGAUGAAAUUACCAGGGAAGAGCGAUUAGCUAAUAUGGAUUACAACUGUGGUUACAACGGAGUGUAUGAAGCUCUGAAAGAGCUGGAGUAG
Molecule: messenger RNA, 1032 nt
Organism: Fusarium vanettenii 77-13-4
Lineage: Eukaryota; Fungi; Ascomycota; Sordariomycetes; Hypocreales; Nectriaceae
Exons: 5
Coding region: 1-1032 (343 amino acids)
Molecular function (GO): monooxygenase activity
Source: RefSeq, a predicted model, not a curated record